This is a messenger RNA of Brassica rapa (field mustard), 1005 nucleotides long. Its product is annotated as leucine-rich repeat extensin-like protein 5. The record is from RefSeq and is a predicted model, not a curated record. Lineage: Eukaryota; Viridiplantae; Streptophyta; Magnoliopsida; Brassicales; Brassicaceae.
AUGAAGAGAUUGGUUCCAAGCGGCCCAAACAAUGAAACAUCUCCACCUUCUCCACCACAUUUCAUAGAAGAUAUUGGAGUGAAGAGAUUGGUUCCAAGCGGUCCAAAUAAUGAAACGUCUCCACCUUCUCCACCACAUUUCAUAGCUGAUUUUGGAGUGAAGAGAUUGGUUCCAAGCGGCCCAAACAAUGAGACGUCUCCACCUUCUCCACCACAUUUCAUAGAGGAUACUAGAGUAAAGAGAUUGGUUCCAAGCGGUCCAAACAAUGAAACGUCUCCACCUUCUCCACCACAUUCAGCUGAUUUUGGAGUGAAGAGAUUGGUUCCAAGCGGUCCAAACAAUGAAACGUCUCCACCUUCUCCACCACAUUCCAUAGCGGACUAUGGAGUGAAGAGAUUGGUUCCUAGCGGUCCAAACAAUGAAACGUCUCCACCUUCUCCGCCACAUUCUAUUGCAAGUUUUGGAGUGAAGAGAUUGGUUCCAAGCGGCCCAAACAAUGAAACUUCUCCACCUUCUCCACCACAUUCCAUAGCUGAUUUUGGAGUGAAAGGAUUGGUUCCAAGUGGUCCAAACAAUGAAACGUCUCCACCUUCUCCACCACAUUCCAUAGCGGAUUUUGGAGUGAAGAGAUUGGUUCCAAGCGGCCCAAACAAUGAAACGUCUCCACCUUCUCCCCCACAUUUCAUAGCAAAUUUUGGAGUGAAGAGAUUGGUUCCAAGCGGUCCAAACAAUGAAACUUCUCCACCUUCUCCACCACAUUCCAUAGCUGAUUUUGGAGUGAAAAGAUUGGUUCCAAGUGGCCCAAACAAUGAAACGUCUCCACCUUCUCCACCACAUUCCAUAGCGGAUUUUGGAGUGAAGAGAUUGGUUCCAAGCGGCCCAAACAAUGAAACAUCUCCACCUUCUCCCCCACAUUCAAUAGCGAAUUUUGGAGUGAAGAGAUUGGUUCCAAGCGGUCCAAACAAUGAAACUUCUCCACCUUCUCCACCACAUUCCAUACACUAA